AUGCUGCAGGCACCUGUCACGGGUCCAGCACCAAGCCUUCAAGACACCUCGACGCGCAUUGACACCCGCGUUACCGAGCUCGACAAGAAGAUUGCAAAAUGUGAUGAGGACCUUCGGCGCUAUGCCGGCGCGAGCAAGUCGGGUCAGCAGAAGCAGCUUGCAUUGCAGUGUUUGAAAAGGAAGAAAAUGUAUGAGCAGCAACGUGACCAAAUCCUUGGCACACAGUUUAACGUGGAUUCACUGGCCGGAGCGCAAGAACAGGCAGAGAUCAACGUGAUGACCGUUGAGGCGAUGAAAGGUGGAUAUCAAGAGUUGAAGGAAAGAUAUACACAAAUUGGAGGCGUGAUGGACAUUGCCUGGUCCUUACUUCAUGGGCAAAACAGAACGUGGGCAGUUGUCUCCCCGCAUUGCCAAGGUCGUGUCAUGUCAGGUUAUGUAGGACCACGACGGCCGUCAUAUGAAGUCGAGUUCUUCAAUAUGUGUAAAGAUGCAUAA
Messenger RNA from Cladocopium goreaui, 495 nucleotides. The record is from the annotation of a GenBank genome assembly. NCBI's taxonomy places the organism in Eukaryota, Dinophyceae, Suessiales, Symbiodiniaceae.